Molecule: messenger RNA, 1035 nt
Organism: Teleopsis dalmanni
Lineage: Eukaryota; Metazoa; Arthropoda; Insecta; Diptera; Diopsidae
Product: enoyl-CoA hydratase domain-containing protein 3, mitochondrial-like
Exons: 6
Coding region: 75-923 (282 amino acids)
Cellular component (GO): mitochondrion
Molecular function (GO): hydro-lyase activity
Source: RefSeq, a predicted model, not a curated record
AUUAGCAAAUAAAAUUUUAAGUUUAUUAGCUUCUUGUAAAAUGAUUUAGCAAAUUUAAUUGUUUAUAAUCAAAUAUGUUCAAAAUUUUUCGUGCAAUAAUAAAUAAUAAAAAGCUGACAAAUGUCUGCAUAUCUACAGUUGAGCGGACGAAUUCGUCCUGUACAAUUGUGACACAGUGCAAGGGUGUACGUGAAAUAACCUUCAAUGAGCCAGAAACACGCAAUACUCUUUCCAUUGGAAUGAUGGAUACGCUACAUGAGAACAUAAUGAAAGACUCAAAUGACGAAGAAUUACGUUGCAUAGUGUUAUCAUCAAAAGGCCCAGUGUGGUCUUCGGGACAUAAUCUGAAAGAAAUUGCUGCAAGUAAUGCACAACAACAAAUGGAUAUUUUCAAUAAAUUAGCAGCAAUAAUUUAUAGUAUACACAGUUCGCCGGUACCAGUUAUAGCGAAAAUAAACGGUCUCGCUACGGCAGGUGGUUUACAAUUGGCAGCAUCCUGUGAUUUGGUUGUGUGUUCGGAUGUGAGCAGUUUUUCAGCACCAGCUGCGCAAAUUGGCAUAUUCUGCAAUACUCCCGGAGUUGCUAUUUCACGUGUGAUGCAACGACUACAAUCAAAUUACAUGCUUCUAACUGGACUGCCCAUAAGCGCACAAGAAGCUUAUAUUGCAGGUUUAGCUAGUAAAGUCGUACCUGAGGCCCAAUUAGAUGAAGAGAUGUGUCGAAUUACUAAUUCCAUAACAACGAAAAGUCGUGCUGUGAUUGCUUUGGGAAAACAAUUCUAUUACAAACAACUCAAUAUGAGCCUUAAGGAUGCUUACGUUGCAGCAUCCGAGAAAAUGGUCGAGAAUCUCAAUUUGGAUGAUGGCAGGGAAGGUGUUAAAAGUUUUCUGGAAAAGCGUGAACCAGUUUGGACUCACAAAUAAAGUUAACUUUUAAAAUAUUUGUAAAUUAAAAGCUAAUUAUCUAUGAGAUCGAAGAUCAGUGCAUUUAUUUUAUAUAUACUAUUUUUGGUGGAUGUAUUUUUAAUAAUAGUUU